AAACCUCUCUCUCUCUCUCUCUCUCUCUCUCUCUCUCUCUCUUCCGCUGCUAGGGUUUUAUCGCAUCUCCUAUUCCCGCGUCGUCCCUCGCGCGUACAUCGCCCACCAUGCCGACGCAGAAGAGCAAGAAGAGAAAGUUUGUAGCGGAUGGGGUGUUCUUCGCGGAGCUGAACGAGUUGCUGACGAGGGAGCUCGCCGAGGAUGGAUACUCGGGCGUGGAGGUUCGGGUCACGCCCAUGCGCACCGAGAUCAUCAUCCGAGCCACCAGGACUCAGAACGUUCUCGGUGAGAAGGGGAGGAGGAUAAGGGAAUUGACCUCUGUUGUCCAGAAGCGGUUCAACUUUCCUGAGAAUGGCGUGGAGCUUUACGCUGAGAAGGUUAACAACAGAGGGCUAUGCGCCAUUGCCCAGGCCGAGUCUUUGCGCUACAAGCUUCUUGGAGGCUUGGCCGUUAGAAGGGCCUGCUAUGGUGUCCUCCGCUUUGUUAUGGAAAGUGGUGCUAAAGGUUGUGAGGUUAUAGUAAGCGGAAAGCUUAGGGCUCAGCGUGCCAAGUCGAUGAAGUUUAAGGAUGGCUACAUGAUUUCCUCUGGUCAGCCUGUCAAGGAGUACAUUGACUCGGCUGUGAGGCACGUUCUGCUUAGGCAGGGAGUUCUUGGCAUAAAGGUGAAGAUCAUGCUGGAUUGGGAUCCGAAAGGUAAGCAAGGCCCGAAGACUCCGCUCCCUGAUCUUGUCACGAUCCACGCCCCCAAGGAUGAAGAGGAGUUAAUCAUGAGGCCCCCAUCAAUUGCUCUAGAAAUUUAAUUUCAAUGGUUGUUGGUUUUCUUAUUUUUCAUUUCUACCCACUUCGUUUAUUUCAUUUAGAAAUAAACUUAGCUAGAAAUGUGAAUCAAUUAGGAUGCGAAUAUGGGACCUUGGAUAUCAACUACCAAGUCCUUUACUACUUGCACUAGGGACUUUUCUUAUUUUUUAUUUCGGGGAGUGAAAGAAUGGGUUUCUCUCUCCAAUUGUUUGGUGAAAAAAACUGUUUAGGUUGUUAAUUUAUUUACUUGGUCUUAUGAGGUAUAUUCUGUGCAUAUAGUAUGUUGUAGACCAAGUUCAUUUCCUCGCACCGGCACUACUUGCUACUGCAAAGUGCUAUUGUCUUA
Molecule: messenger RNA, 1144 nt
Organism: Ananas comosus (pineapple)
Lineage: Eukaryota; Viridiplantae; Streptophyta; Magnoliopsida; Poales; Bromeliaceae
Product: 40S ribosomal protein S3-2
Exons: 6
Coding region: 108-800 (230 amino acids)
Biological process (GO): translation
Cellular component (GO): nucleus; cytosolic small ribosomal subunit
Molecular function (GO): RNA binding; structural constituent of ribosome
Source: RefSeq, a predicted model, not a curated record